AGUGCAUGCCGGGACCUGUAGUCUCCUCGUGGCUGCCUGAGAAGGAAGGGCUAGUUCGCUGAAGCUUCAGGUCAGCCUCAACAGCUAUGGUCCCGAGGCUUUCCCCUUUCCCGGGCCGCAGAAGUUUCUAGGGAAACCCCAGGAAAGCCACUCACCAUCGGAGGCCAUUGGAGCCGAAGCUACGCCAUCCUCCGUGCCUGCAGCCAUGACGGCGCGCGUCCCUCACUGGAUUCCGUGGCCAUCAUGAGGAAGCCCAGAGCAGCUGUGAGAAGUCACAGGAAGCAGGCAGCCUGCCUGGAGGGAAGGAAAAAUCAUGCCCUCAACAGCACCCAGGCCAAGCCUUCUGCUGAUGAUGUGAUGAUUACUGAGUGUCCUGGGGCCUCUGCAGGCCUGGUCAAGCAGAAGGAAGAGGUAUUGCAGGCCUCUAUCUGCCCAUACCAUCUAUUCAGAGACACAGCUGAAAUCACAGUCUUUCGGAAUAGCCUGCUGAGCUGGUAUGAUCGAGAGAAGCGGGACCUACCCUGGAGAAGAUGGGCAGAAGAUGAGGCCGACUUGGACAGGAGGGCAUAUGCUGUGUGGGUAUCAGAAGUUAUGCUGCAGCAGACCCAGGUUGCCACGGUUAUCAACUACUAUACCCGAUGGAUGCAGAAGUGGCCAACCCUGCAGGACCUGGCAAGUGCUUCCCUGGAGGAGGUGAACCAGCUUUGGGCUGGCCUGGGUUACUACUCUCGAGGCCGGCGGCUGCAGGAGGGAGCUCGGAAGGUGGUUGAGGAGCUCGGGGGCCAUGUGCCACGUACAGCAGAGACCCUGCAGAAGCUCCUGCCUGGUGUGGGCCGGUACACAGCUGGCGCCAUUGCUUCCAUUGCCUUUGGCCAGGCAGCCGGUGUGGUGGAUGGGAACGUAAUACGGGUGUUGUGCCGUGUCCGAGCGAUUGGUGCUGAUUCCAGCAGCACCUUUGUCUCUCAGCAGCUCUGGAGCCUAGUUCAGCAGCUAGUGGACCCCACCCGGCCAGGGGACUUCAACCAAGCAGCCAUGGAGCUAGGUGCCACCGUGUGUACCCCACAGCGCCCUCUGUGCAGCCAGUGUCCAAUACAGAGCCUGUGCCAGGCACACCAGAGGGUGGGGCAGGAAGAGCUCUCCGCCUCACGAAGCCUGCCAGGCAGUCCUGAUGUGGAGGAGUGUGCUCCCAACCCUGGGCAGUGCCAGCUGUGCCCGCCUCCCACAGAACUCUGGGACCCCACCCUGGGAGUGGCCAACUUUCCUCGAAAGGCCACUCGGAAGCCUCCCAGAGAGGAGUGCUCUGCCAUCUGUGUUCUGGAGCAGCCCAGAGCCCAUGGCGGUGCCCGCCUUCUGCUGGUGCAGAGGCCCAACUCAGGUCUGCUCGCAGGACUGUGGGAGUUUCCAUCUGUAACCCUGAAGCCCUCUGAGCAGCAUCAGCGCAAGGCCAAGGCCCUGCUACAGGAACUACAGAGUUGGGUUGGGCCCCUGCCAGCCGCCUCCCUGCAGCACCUUGGGGAGGUGAUCCACACCUUUUCUCACAUCAAGCUGACCUACCUUGUAUAUGGUCUGACCCUGGAAGGUCAGACCCCAAAGACUAUACCACCUGGUGCUCGCUGGCUGACCCGAGAGGAAUUUCAUACUGCAGCCGUCUCCACUGCUAUGAAAAAGGUGUUCCAUAUGUAUGAAGACCAUCAGUCAGGGAGCUGCAAGGGUUCUAAAAGGUGCCAGUCAUCCAGCCAGAAAAGGCCCAGCAGCAAAAGACCCAGUCGUCGGGGCCAGCAAGUCUUGGAAAAAUAUUUUCAGCUUCAUGUUCCUGUUGAUUCACCCAGCCUUAACAAUGCAGCCUAAUCGUGCUAGAAGCCUUUGCCUGAAAAUCCUGUUGUUUAAUAAAGUACUUAUUUUUGUAGUGAA
Messenger RNA from Perognathus longimembris pacificus (Pacific pocket mouse), 1911 nucleotides. It is a transcript of the gene Mutyh, whose product is annotated as mutY DNA glycosylase. Gene Ontology annotation, molecular function: 4 iron, 4 sulfur cluster binding; 8-oxo-7,8-dihydroguanine DNA N-glycosylase activity; oxidized purine DNA binding. Bases 244 to 1848 code for a protein of 534 amino acids. The transcript is spliced from 16 exons. Lineage: Eukaryota; Metazoa; Chordata; Mammalia; Rodentia; Heteromyidae. Gene Ontology annotation, biological process: mismatch repair; base-excision repair. Gene Ontology annotation, cellular component: nucleus. The record is from RefSeq and is a predicted model, not a curated record.